CUGGGUGACGAUGGUAGGGGAACUUCCUCAAGUCUCUCUAUCCCCGGCGGGGAUGCUUUCGGUUCUGCCGGGAUUCCCGGAGGCAGCGCGGGGGAGAGCCGCGGAGGUCUCGGUGGCGAACCCCAGCACCCACUGAGAUCCCUGUCCCCUCUCUCCGUCCCCUUGGAACCUGCUGGCUCUUAGCCCGCCUCUCCGUGGCUUUUGUGGGUCCUGGGGACGAGAGGAAGGGCUCUCCUGAGGACCUCGGUCCUCCUCCAUGGGCGGAGGAGCGCCCUUAAACUCCCGCAGGGAAUUCGAGUCCUGGGAUUGUCCUGGGGAAAUCCUGAAGCGCGAGGAGCCAGGGGCACCGCCCCCCGGCUGGCCACGAUUGGUCCUCGAAGACUCCCGCCCCUUUCCUGGGCGGGGCCCCAGGCUGGGGCUGGGGAGUUACUGGACGCCGCGCACGAGUACCUGUGCCGCAGCCGCCGCGUCUCACCUCGCCAUGGUUCUUCUGCCUCUGCAGUGCGUCCUCUGGAGCUGCAUUUUGACCGCGGUCUACCCAGAGCCACCCACUGAAUGCAGAGAAAACCAGUACCUACUAAACAGUCAGUGCUGUACUAAGUGCCGACCAGGAGAGAAGCUGGUGAAUGACUGCUCAGCGCUCACGGCCACCCAGUGCCUUCCCUGCAGUAAAGGCGAGUUCUCUGACACCUGGAACAGAGACAGACGCUGUCACGAGCACAAAUACUGCGACCCCAAUCUAGGGCUCCGGGUCGAGAGGGAGGGCAACUCAGAGACAGACACCACCUGCACCUGCGAGGACGGCCGGCACUGUACCAGCAGCGCCUGCGAGAGCUGUGCCCAGCACACCUCGUGUGGCCCUGGGCUUGGGGUCAAGCGUCUUGGUACAGGGACUUCUGACACCAUCUGUGAACCCUGCCCAGACGGCUUCUUCUCCAAUGUGUCAUCUGCUUUUGAAAAGUGUCACCCUUGGACAAGCUGUGAAACCAAGGACCUGGUGGAACUCCAGGCGGGAACUAACAUGACCGAUGCUGUCUGUGGUUUCCGGAAUCGGAUAAGAGCCCUGGUGGUGAUCCCCAUCAUAAUGGGGAUCUUCCUGUUUGCCAUCUUCUUGGUGUUUAUCUAUAUCAGUGAGUCCCCAGGGAAGGUGGCCAAGAAGCCGAAGGAUAAGGCCCUCCAUCCUCCUGAGACUCAGUGGCAGGAUCCUGUGGAGAUGAUUUUUGUGGAGGAUUUUGCUGGCCACAACCCCGCUGCUCCAGUGCAGGAGACCUUGCACGGGUGCCAGCCGGUCACCCAGGAGGACGGCAAAGAGAGCCGAGUGGCAGUGCAGGAGAAGCAGUGAGGCUGGGCCUGCUUGGGACAUGGCCGCGCACAGGGCACCCGGCUGGGAGCCGGGAGCUGCUGCAAGGGGUGACAGUGAGGGCGAGGGGAGGCCACCGAUCAGGCACAGCACCCGCGCCUCCACCUCUGCCGUUCGAGAGGAACCCUAGCACUGGACACAGGCACACUGGACACUGGAACUUCCCACCACAUGCCUGGAGCUUAUCCAGUUGCCCAACUUGCUUUGCUUUUAGAGAUGGAGGGAAAACCUGGGGACGUAGGGGGAAGACAGUCAUAUCCACCAAGCCUUCCAGCCCAGCCGAGCCGUCUGGCACCCAGAGACGCAUCAUGGCUUCCACGUGCCCAGGAGGUUCACACACGCGUGUCCAUUGCAGCUUUUUUUGUAUGUGGUUGUGAAUGACUGGAGGCCACUCCACUGUCCAUCAGCAGAGGACUGGCUAAAUAAAAUGGUAAUAUAUUUAUACAACAGGAUCUCAAAAACAUUGCCAAAUGAAAAAACAAAAGCAAGCUGUGGAACAUUAGAUAUAAAAACUUUUUAAAUGCAUAUACCCGUAACAAUAUGAUAUGUGCUACCUAGAGUAUGCAAUAAUGUAUGCAAUAUACGUGUAUAUAUACAAUAUACAGUGUGUCCAUAUAGAAGAAUAUUUAUGAAUCAAUGUAUAGAUACAAUAUGCAUUAUAUCUGUAGGUAGAAAAGGAUACACAGAAAACCUAAACUGGAAGAGUGGUGAUGUCUGGCAAAGCCAGACUCAGCAAUGGUGAGCACCUCAGUGGGACCCUGUCUCUAAAUAAAAUACAAAAUAGGACAGGGGAUGUGGCUCAGUGGUCCAGUGUCCCUGAGUUCAAUCCCCGGUACAAAAA
Sciurus carolinensis (gray squirrel) is the source of this 2201-nucleotide messenger RNA. It is a transcript of the gene Cd40, whose product is annotated as CD40 molecule. Gene Ontology annotation, molecular function: protein binding; antigen binding; signaling receptor activity. The record is from RefSeq and is a predicted model, not a curated record. The transcript has 9 exons. Gene Ontology annotation, biological process: CD40 signaling pathway; positive regulation of tyrosine phosphorylation of STAT protein; positive regulation of angiogenesis. Gene Ontology annotation, cellular component: CD40 receptor complex; external side of plasma membrane. Lineage: Eukaryota; Metazoa; Chordata; Mammalia; Rodentia; Sciuridae. Bases 257 to 1342 code for a protein of 361 amino acids.